This is a messenger RNA of Mucor mucedo, 1206 nucleotides long. Its product is annotated as F/Y-rich N-terminus-domain-containing protein. Bases 1 to 1206 code for a protein of 401 amino acids. Gene Ontology annotation, biological process: regulation of cell cycle. Gene Ontology annotation, cellular component: nucleus. The record is from RefSeq and is a predicted model, not a curated record. NCBI's taxonomy places the organism in Eukaryota, Fungi, Mucoromycota, Mucoromycetes, Mucorales, Mucoraceae. The transcript is spliced from 4 exons.
AUGAAAUGGGUAAAAGAAGACUAUUUUUCUGCAUUAAGAAAUAAAUCAUUUGAGCAAUUCCGAAUUUCAACACAGACUCCACAUCAUCCAAUAUGUAACUGUUAUCAUACUGAUGAAUCAGAAUUCGAUCGUUAUCAGCGUCAAUCAAGUCCGCCUUUACCUACUCGAGUACCCGUCUUUCGGCCUGAGCCUAUAUUCCCCCAGAAUAAGCGACAGAACUCACCUCCCUUUUAUAAUCAACAAGACAACAAUCUUACUUUACCUUACCCAAAAAAAGACAAUCCUGCCAUUAUGCCAGCCUCCUCCUCCUCCUCUGCCAAUGCUAACAAUAACAACCACAACAACAACAAUAAUAAUAAUAAUAAUAAUAUUAGUAGUAGUAGUAGUAGUAAUAAUACUGCAAUUCCUGCCCCAUUACCAACACCUACCAGUGAUCCUUCUUCUAGAAUCUACCAAAAAACACCUGUACAACCCCCUCCAGCACCACCACAACAACAACAGCAACAACAACAGCAACAAGUAAAUACAGUGGUGCGUACAUACUAUGAAGUCGAUAGAGACAAUACAGGUGCGUAUAUCUUACCUGUAGAAAUUGACUCAUGGACCGUUGUUGAUCUUGGCACGGUCAUUUACGAACGACCGGCUUACCAUAAUCAACGUUACAUCUACCCUGCUAAUUAUACGGUUAGAAAAUGGUACAGAAGUAUGGUGGAUCCCAAAAGUGACACACAAUAUACAUGUCGCAUCUUGGAAAAUGGAAGGGAACCUAAAUUUGAAGUAACAGCUGAUGAUUGUCCAAUGACAUAUUCAGGACCUACGCCUACCACUGUUUGGACAAUUAUAGUUCGACGGGCUUUUGCUAUACGUAAUCAGGAAUACGGUCAUAAUCCAGUUGGACCCGACUUUUUCGGUUUACGUAAGAAUACCAUUGCUAAAAUGAUUCAAGAUUUACCCAAUGCAUCCAAAUGUUCUCAAUAUGUUUGGCAAACAUUUGAGCCUGCACGAUUUAAUAAGCCCGGAAGAAAUAGAAGGAGAGCAGACUCCACUUUACCUGGAUCUCUACUGGGCGGUGUCAAUUAUGGAUUAACAAGUAGUCGCUUAAUACAUAAUACAAACCUAUCUUCCACCCAGCAUGCCUAUAGAGCAAACAGUACCCCUUCAUCUCCUACCAAUGACCAUUGUACGACCAUUGUUGAAACUGCUUAA